GUUUGCGUGACUUCCAAUCAACGCGCAUAGCGGCAACUUUAGGCGAAUGACGUAAGCUUCCGCAGCUAAAAAGUCAUAGAUCCCAGCGAGCAACACCAAUUAACGCAGCUCCAAAACCGCAUCCACAGACAUUGCCCCAACACGGACGAUUUCACACUACCGACGGACCAGAUCGCGAAUCGAUUGACACACUGAAAAUCGAAAGCAACGUACUGCCUUAUCACUAGUACCGUCGCAGAGACUGAAGGAGAAAGACUCUCAGGAACACAAUCUUAGGAAGACACAGCUUCAUCCCUCCACUACAAUGGCGCUUCCUUCAAUAGCGCUACCAGGGCAAUUGCUCGGAAGCGUCGACAAAUACAGUCCUGGUCCAGGAACACACAUCCACGACUCGCAAAUCUACGCCUCAAUAGCCGGACCCGUUUUCUCUUCGCCAUCACAUCCCUCCACACAAAGCGCAUCUUCCAAGUCCGGCAAACUCGCACCGCUCCUCUCAAUAACGCGUCCUCCCACCUCCACCGACCCUGGUAUCCUCGGUCCCAACUCUGGCGGCGGCGUGCCCCUCCUCCCGACCGUCUCCAGCACCGUCCUAGUCCGCAUAACGCGCCUCGGCCCACGCUUCGCCAGCUGCGAAAUCCUCGUCAUCGACAACGCCGUCUGUCGCGAAGCCUUCCUGGCGCAGAUCCGACGCGAAGAUAUUCGGGCUACAGAGAAGGAUAAGAUAAAGAUUGAGGAAAGCUUCAGGGUCGGUGAUCUGGUCAGAGGCACAGUCAUCAGUUUGGGAGAUAGCGGCAAUUACUAUGUCGCUACGGAUCGCAACGAGUUUGGUGUUGUGCUGGCUAGGAGUGAAGAGGGGAGGGUUAUGCAUCCGGUUAGUUGGAAGGAGUUUAGGGAUCCGGUCAGUGGGAAGGCGGAGGCGAGGAAAGCUGCUAAGCCGUUUUGAUGGAAGCUGUGGUAUACAAUGAAGGAGAAGAAGAGAGAGAAAAGCUAGUUCGCUGUAACGAGCACGGCAACCGCUGAUAAGAUACCCAUGAUGUGGAAGGCAGAGUAAGAUUAAAUGUAUUUUGCAUGCGAAGGAGACGAUAGAAAACUACAAAGGUGGUCUAUAUUUGAGAAGAACGACACGAGUUCUAUCCAAGAGCCUUCAUGUCAUUCAAAGACAGAGCUAUCGAAUGUACGGAGCGCUCUCUUCUGCUUGC
Messenger RNA from Alternaria rosae, 1199 nucleotides. RefSeq names its product exosome component 1. Gene Ontology annotation, cellular component: cytoplasm; nuclear exosome (RNase complex). The record is from RefSeq and is a predicted model, not a curated record. NCBI's taxonomy places the organism in Eukaryota, Fungi, Ascomycota, Dothideomycetes, Pleosporales, Pleosporaceae. Gene Ontology annotation, molecular function: RNA binding. The coding region runs from base 305 to 943 and encodes 212 amino acids. Gene Ontology annotation, biological process: RNA processing. The transcript has a single exon.